Molecule: messenger RNA, 2607 nt
Organism: Amoebophrya sp. A25
Lineage: Eukaryota; Dinophyceae; Syndiniales; Amoebophryaceae
Source: the annotation of a GenBank genome assembly
AUGUCCGACGAUCGCGAAGGCAACGUGUACAUGGCCAAGUUGGCCGAACAAGCUGAGCGAUACGAUGAAAUGUUAUGGCUUGUAUCGAGAAGUCAUUUAGCAUGAGGAUGAAGUCGUACUAGUACUAGUAACUCUAACUAGUACUAGUACUAGUAGGCUUCCAGUACUAGUACUAGUAGUAGGCUUCCUUCACGUGUUGUGCUACAAGUCUGAAGUCAUCUAUUUUUUUCUACGUGGAGCUGUUUUUUUUUGCAUCUACUUCAUCUUCUAGCUUCCCACUUCUAAUAUCCGCAGAGUUUAUGAAGAAAGUAGCGGAAGCAGAGGGCGAGCUUACGGUAGAAGAGCGAAAUUUGCUUUCAGUCGCUUACAAGAACGCAGUAGGAAGCAGACGGGCGAGCUGGCGUACUGAUGCCGUUCUUGUUUUACUUGUAGUUUCUGAUAAUUCAUCUCUAAGUAUGAUCUACUUAUUUGCAGCGACCUACACCGAGGUCUCAAAGAAUUUAUUUCAGACUUGUAGGAGACACGCAAGACGCAAAUCUGUGCGAUCAAAAGUCUCAAAUUCAAACAGGUAUUGUAUCCUCUGUUGAGCAGAAGGAGAUUCAGCGAGGCUCGGCAAACGCAGCACAGCCUCCAGUUUAUCGAGAAAAGAUUGAGAAGGAACUGGAUGAUAUCUGUACUACUGUGCUAUUAUUCAAAAUUAUCCUUGAAUCUUUCAUCCUACCUACCCUUUUUCGCAGAGCCAGAGUUGUAGUUCUUAGUACAACAAUCAAGGAUUCUUGUUGGUAGUUACCCUUUUCUCUUUUCUAUCUUCCUCUGGUCUGUCUUUUUUCUAGUUAGGUCGGGUUCACCACAAACAUUAAGAGAGAUCAUGCUUGCUCAUCAUGUCAUAUGCAACCACUUCAGUCACCAAUCCCAUCUUCAGGUAACCAAAUCCUGUCUCUGUUGGAUAACUCUUUGAUCUCCGCAGAAUUGAAGCCUGGAACCGAAGAGGCACAGGUAUUUUUGUUUCCUAGUUAGGUGUGCUCCACCGAUAUCAUAAGAUUGAACAAUAAAGUCUUCAGAGUUUUUACCUUGUUCAUCAAGUACGUAGAACUACACCUUUUUUCCUUCUUCAGUUCCAUCCCACCGCCCUACCUCCUUCCAUUUCUUGUCCUUCACUCCCAUCCGCUGUUGUUACCGUGUUCAUGGAGAAGAAACAUCUUUUUUCCUUCUUCCGACACCCUUCUACCCUGCCCUUCUCCCAUCCCCAGGUCCUCUACUACCAGAUUAAUCCUUCCCUCCCAUCCCCAGGUCUUCUACUACAAGAUGAAGGGAGAUUACCAUCGUUACAUCGCCGAAUACAAAGAGGAAAAGGGCAAAUCAGCUGAGUUGGCACGAGAAGCGUACAAAAAUGCCAUGGAUAUCGCGGAGAAGGGACUGCUCGUUACCCAUCCGAUUCGACUGGGACUCGCGUUGAACUUUUCGGUAUCUUCUGAGUUUGUUUUUUCCUUUAGUAAAGAAACAGUUUUGUACUUGAUCAAUGUGAGGAUUUCAGUGGACGCUUUUCAACAUGUUGUUCAUGUUGUUGUUGACUGGUGCCGAGAAUACUAAGUCUUUUUAUCAUCGCUACUACUACAACAGGUGUUCUACUACGAAGUCCUGAACCAGCCUGAGGAGGCAUGCAGCAUGGCCCGAAAAUUAUGACCGAUUUAGAUGAUAAUAUUCAAUCGUAUUCAGCACAUUACAGAAAGACUGAUAGACUACAUACGGAUUAGAGAUAGAAUAAAGCAAAGCUAAGUAAGAUUUAGAUUCACGGCAAAUGAUCAGCAUUACUUCUCUAACAAAAGCAUUCGAGGAUGCUAUUGCGGAACUGGAUAACGUUUCCGAGGAGAGCUACAAGGACUCGACGCUCAUCAUGCAGCUUCUCCGCGACAACCUGACCCUGUGGACGAGUGAUGAUGCUCAGGCAUGAUCGAUCAUCAAGAAGUUAAGUGUAAGUUGUAUUCAUCAAGAAGAGGAUCACAAUUUUUUAGACAGAUCAAGACUGUUCUUCUUUUUAUCAUGAAUUAAGUAAAUACUUAUAGAAUUGAACAUUGACUAGAUUCUACUUGAAUGUUGCCUCGUGAGUCGCGUGACAUUAGAAGUAGAUGAUCCUUCGUUGCGUGUCUAUAACAACAGAUUCCCUUGUAACGUCGAUCUUCUGUGACAUUAUAGAUAGUUGUACUCUCUUCAGAAGACUCGAAGAAAAUUCUUGAAGGCUACUUAGCCAUGCAUUACUACUUUUAGAACUCAAAGUAGUCGGCGAGAUAAGAAGUCUAGAAUUACUCAUCUCGUAGAAGGCCACUGCAGAUAUUUUUAAGCUCCUAUUCAGCAUGGAAUACCACAACAGGAACAGUUCGAUACAACUAUGUGUGAGGACUCAACAACUAUAUUUUUCUAUUCUUUCGUAGUUAAAGCCAUUAGUUCACUAUUAACAAACAGAAGUCAACUAAAACUACUACCUAAAAAGAAGUUAAUGUUCCAAAAGAAAAUGAUUCUAUUCUUCAAGCAUCUUUAUGAUGUUGUCUAUAAUGAGGUUGUGUACCCUGAUCCUGAUGUUGACAGAGUCGAGCUGCUGGUUGACCACAU